UCGUGUUCAGCUCGUUGACACCCCCUAAAUUGAACUGAAUCAAAACAUCUGAUAUUUGUCAUAAUUUAAAUAUUUUCUAGCCCGGUCCGGCCCGGCCCAAUAACCCAAUAGCUAUUUUUUGUAGUCCAAUCAAAGGUACUAAACCAAGCUUAAUCCUGAAAUUUAUUAAGAUUCUUAAAUUUCGUAUUAAGAGCCUUCUUGGUUAAUAUGAUGGAUGAUUUUGCAAGUUUUCCAAAAUACACAAUGGUGACGAAAAGCUUGUCAUAUCUAAAUUCAAUUUUCGGAAUUUAACUAAUUAAUCCUCAAUACUUUGAUCCCAAUUUAAACUCCACAUUAAAUGAACUGGGGACAAUGUUGACAUAUUAAGAUUGACAUAAGAAAGGAAAUAGGGGCCAUAGAUUCACCAACACAUAUCUCACUUUGUUGCACAAUAACUUUGCUUGCACAUUGAUUAAGACUUGUCAAUAACGCUUAUCUUGUAGUAUACUCCCCUCCACCAAUUUACCCUCCCUUCCAAUUUAAGCAUUAAUGGAGACCUUAAAUGUAGCUAGAUGUUAACGGGUCGGGUUCGGAUCAUGACAUUGUUAGAGAAUUAGAAUUAGGUUUAUCGAUGGUGUUCCGCUGAUAAAAUUUGGGUCAGAUUCGAAUCGAUAUGACGGGUUAUCGGGCUCAUUGCCUCUCCUAUUCGGAGACCCGAAAAAAGAAAGUGCACCCUUUUUGGUAUAGUGAUAGAGAAUGACACCAUAGUUUGAAGAGUAGGGAAACAGGAAAGAAACUUGUCAUCUUAGAGAGAGAGUUACUAGACCUUGUUAGGAACAUAUUCCAUUCAAAAAGGCCAAAUUCUUAUGCUCAUAGUUGUUUAACCACCUUGUCCCUAUAUAUCUCCAAACCCAAUAACAUUAGGAUCCCUUCACAUGUUCCAAAUUGCUCCCUCUAUUUCCUUCACAACUUCUUUGUUCCUUUUCCUCAUCUCUCUACUCAUGAUAAAACCACAUAACAUGUUUUAGAUAGAGAGAGAGAGAGAGAACAAAAUGGUCUCACUUAUCUCUCCCUCCCUCCCCUUCCUAUUUUUGCUCAUUCUCCACCAAUCCUCCUCGUUCUCGACCGUCGACGUCUCUGCCGAUUCCGACAUAAUAAUCGAGACCUGCAACAGAUGCGCGAGCAGUGAUCCGAACGUGAAUUACACUCUGUGCGUCGCGUCCCUCGAAUCGGUCCCGAAAGCCCGCCAAUCGGACCUCCAGGGACUCGCGGUCGUAGCGGUGAGGCUAGCCAAAUCAAACAUGACUCGAGCCAAGUCUAAGGCGAAGAAUCUAUUAAAGGCCAAAUCACUAGACCCUUACAUGGAAUCUUGCUUGGAAACUUGUCGCGAACUGUAUUCGAAUUCGAUAGCUGAUCUCGAAGACUCCGUCAAGGCGAUCAAAUCGAGUCGAUACGGCGACGCCAAUAUACUGAUCAGCUCCGCAGUGGAUGUGCCUCGCACGUGCGAGGACGGAUUCGAUGAGGAGGGCCUGCAGUCGCCGUUGUCUGAGGAGAACGACGAAUUGUUCGGGCUCACCGUCAUCGCACUCGCCAUUACUUCUCUACUUGGAUAAGUGCUUCUUGUUUGAUUAUAAUUCUGGAGUUGUAAUUGAUUUGCAUUAUAGAAAGGAGAUCAAAGUGUUUAAAUAUUUGCACUUAUGUAAGUUUCUAAUAUUGUGAAAGGUGCUUUAGCUGUUGAUUUGAGAUGGACUAUGAAUUGUAUAUGCCAAACUUCCAACUAGUUGUUUCUCUA
This is a messenger RNA of Ananas comosus (pineapple), 1771 nucleotides long. RefSeq names its product putative invertase inhibitor. Gene Ontology annotation, molecular function: enzyme inhibitor activity. NCBI's taxonomy places the organism in Eukaryota, Viridiplantae, Streptophyta, Magnoliopsida, Poales, Bromeliaceae. The record is from RefSeq and is a predicted model, not a curated record. The coding region runs from base 1032 to 1592 and encodes 186 amino acids. The transcript has a single exon.